Messenger RNA from Corapipo altera (White-ruffed manakin), 2875 nucleotides. RefSeq names its product general transcription factor IIH subunit 2 (gene GTF2H2). Gene Ontology annotation, biological process: regulation of transcription by RNA polymerase II; nucleotide-excision repair; DNA-templated transcription. The record is from RefSeq and is a predicted model, not a curated record. Gene Ontology annotation, molecular function: zinc ion binding. Bases 1439 to 2626 code for a protein of 395 amino acids. The transcript has 16 exons. Lineage: Eukaryota; Metazoa; Chordata; Aves; Passeriformes; Pipridae. Gene Ontology annotation, cellular component: transcription factor TFIIH holo complex; transcription factor TFIIH core complex.
AGGCAGCAGAUGUUUGUGAACUUGGCAUUCAGAGAGUUAAGCAAAAUUAAUUAAUUCAAAGUAUAAAUUGUUAGUAUCAUUUAUAAGGCCAGGUAAAACAUAUUAACAGACAUUCUUUCUGGAGCAUAUCUGCCAAAAAUCAAUAUAUAUUUUUAUAUUUUCUUGGGGAUAUUAUCAUGGGGAUAGGUUUGUAUGUGUAGAUGUUUUCAUAAGCCAGUAAACUUUGUAUCCUUUUUCACAUCUUUGUUAAUUAUUUUUACUUACUAAAAUUGUUAGAAGCAUUGAUAGUUUCUUUGUACAGUUUUUUACAACCUUAAUUUGUCUGUUCUGAAAUAUAUUUUAAUAUAAAAAAUGCAGCCAUAUUACUCUACUGCUUAUAAAGGCAUUUAGUUAGAAAAAGCUGUUCUGAUUAAGGUUAUUGCAAAUUUUUAUUAGGGAUCAUUUUUUCUUUAAAAGAAAGUUUUUAACUUUUGCCUUAAUUUAAAGGAAAGACAUCAGGAAAGCCGUUUCCAGUUCAUAAUGGUCAUGGUAGUACUACCUCUGUCCUUCACUUCUGUUAACAUACCUCACUCUGACAGUUAAAACCCUUCUGACUUUUCAGCCCUUAUCAUUCACACUGCAAUCCUGAUGGCCACACACCCACCUUCAUAUUUAUAAAGUUGACAUUCCAAUUUUAUCAGCCACUUAAUUCCAAGAGUUUUAGUGGAUGAAGUAAAUAGCACAAAACACCAUGGGAACACUGAGAGAAUUUGAAAACUUGGCACCUCUGCAUGUGAAAACCUUCAGUCCCAUCUACCUCGAAGGUGCCUCAACAUUUUCAUCAGUCUGAAAUCAGAUGACAGCCUUGUUCUCCUUCUCCGUUCAGAUGCCACUCUCUCUCGUUCUAGUUUGUGUUAAUUUCAAACAGGAAAUCUCUCUACUUUAUAAAGGAGAUGGGCCAAAUGUUUAUACCUGUUGCGCUGUAUACUUGUUAAACUCUUCUUUGUUAGAGAGAUACUUGUCCAAAUCCCCAAAAUCUAAAUAAAUGACCUCUCACUUUACAUCCAGUUUUCUCAUUUUUUUUUUUCAUUGAGAGUUGUGGGCAUUGCAUCAGUUGUAGGAGAAGAAGAUGAACACAACUUUAAGGUUCAACUGGUGUUCAUGAAGUGCUAAAAAUAAGCUGACCGAUACUUUCUUUGGAAGGUUCACAGUCUGCACCCUUAAUAGGUCUUUUUUCCACAGGACACUGACAUCCAGCCCCAGGCUCUCUUUGACAGUGGUCUUGAGGUUCAGUCUUUGAGGAACUGGCUCCUGGUCCCUCAGACAGUGUCUCCAUAACCUUUGAAGAGCUAUCGUGCUUCUCCUUUCCUGCAAAGUUUCCAACAAAGGAGCUGGGAAAACGGAACAGUAUGCCUGUGGGUGGAACAGGCCGCCCAAGCCGCCUCAGCCCGCCGCGGAGAUGGAUGACGAACCCGAGCGGACCAAGCGCUGGGAAGGAGGCUACGAAAGAACAUGGGAAAUUCUUAAAGAAGACGAAUCCGGGUCGUUGAAAGCAACCAUCGAUGAUAUCCUCUUCAAGGCAAAGAGGAAAAGACUCUAUGAACACCACGGACAAGUUCGGCUUGGAAUGAUGCGUCACCUUUAUGUGGUUGUUGAUGGAUCAAGAACGAUGGAGGACCAAGACUUAAAACCGAACAGACUUACUUGCACUUUGAAGUUACUGGAAUAUUUUGUUGAAGAGUACUUUGACCAAAAUCCCAUUAGUCAGAUUGGCUUAAUUGUAACCAAGAGUAAAAGAGCUGAAAAAAUGACAGAACUCUCAGGAAACUCAAAGAAGCAUGUAACUGCUCUGAAGAAAGCAGUGGAUAUGAACUGCAGUGGAGAGCCUUCUCUAUAUAAUUCCCUAAAUUUGGCCAUGCAGACUUUAAAGCACAUGCCAGGACAUACAAGCAGAGAGAUUUUGGUAGUCUUCAGCAGCCUGACAACAUGUGAUCCAGCCAACAUCUAUGAUCUAAUUAAGUGUUUAAAAGCAGUUAAGAUCAGAGUAUCUGUCAUCGGCCUGAGUGCUGAAGUUCGAGUCUGUACAGUACUUGCCCGAGAAACUGGUGGAACAUACCACGUGAUUUUAGAUGAAAGUCAUUUUAAGGAACUGCUGAUGCAUCACGUUAGUCCUCCACCUGCCAGUUCGAGUUCUGAGUGUUCCCUUAUUCGGAUGGGUUUUCCUCAGCAUACUAUUGCUUCCCUGUCUGAUCAGGAUGCAAAGCCUUCCUUUAGCAUGGUGCAAUUGGAAAACAACAGUGAGCCCAGUCUCACACUGGGUGGGUAUUUUUGUCCCCAGUGCAGAGCCAAAUACUGUGAGCUUCCUGUGGAAUGCAAAAUCUGUGGUCUUACACUAGUGUCUGCACCUCACCUGGCUCGGUCAUACCAUCACUUGUUUCCUCUGGAUGCUUUUCAGGAAGUUCCACUGGAAGAAUACAAGGGGGAACGGUAUUGUCAAGGCUGUCAGGGAGAAAUGAAAGAUCAAAAUGUUUACAUAUGUAAAGUGUGUCAGAAUGCGUUUUGUGUGGAAUGCGACCUGUUUGUCCAUGAUUCUCUGCACUGCUGUCCUGGCUGUAUUCACGAGCAUCCUGCUCCCAUAUCUAUAUGACACCAUAUCUUUGAGAAAUUGUUUUAUUUAUGUCACUCUUGCAUGAAUUUUUUUUUAUUCAGACAUUUUUAUUUUUUUCAUUCAGACAGUUUUGUUUAUUCAGACAUUAUUUUAACUGACACAUCUCAGAACAACAAGAUGGUUAAAGAGGGAUGAUGUGCUGGUUUAAAGAUAAACCAGCAGGGGAAAUGAACUCAACUCAAAGGACAGAUUAUAAGUCAGAAUAACAAUUUAAUAAUACAGCAAAUA